GUUUACAUCCGGUUAGAAAGAACGCGCAUCAAGAAGGAGAACGCCAAUUUAAUCAAACUACAGUUUUGUAAACUUCACGAGGUUUUUAACCACCAAAAUGUCUCAACUAAAUGUGUUCAGGGAUUAUUUCAAUGAACGAUUAACAACGGCAGCUUUGGAGAUAUUUGCAGCCGCUGAAAAAUUGUUUACCGAGUUCGAAGAGGAGAUUUCUCGUUCAAAGGAGGAGAGCACGCGACUGCAACGCUUGUUGGACAUUGUUACUCAACCUGAGAUCAAGCUUCACCGAACAGAUGUGCAGCGGCUCUCUCUCCCGGAACCCCAACAGAUUAAAGAGGAACAGGAGCUGUGGACCAGUCAGGAGGAAGAGCAGCUCCAAGGACUGCAGUCUGAAACUACAGACUCCGUGUUCACUUCUACCAGUGUGAAACAUGACUGGGAUCAGGAAGGCUCCUCUGAAUGUUCACAUCUUGACCAAACUGUUAAAGUGGAGAACAGAGAAGGAGACUCUCUACCCAGCAACACAACUGAUGAGCAAAUCAAAGCAGAGCCUGAUGGACAAGACUGUACAGCACCAGAACCAGGCAGUGACUCUCAGACCCUCUCUGUUGAAGCUCCAGACUGUCCUACAGCUCAGAGUUUGGAGGAGGAAGAACACAGAGUGCAGCUUUUUCUGAACAGAACACAAGACAGUGAAGCUCCGCCAAGGGAACAUAUGCCACAGAGACGUCACAGAGGAAAAACAAAACAUCAGUGUCAAGAAUGUAACAAAACUUUUUGUGGAAAAGGUGCUUUGGUUUUUCAUAUGAGGAAACACACAGAAGAUAAAUCUUAUCACUGUCAACAAUGUAACAAACCGUUUUCUGAAAAGGGUAAUCUGGUUAAACACAUGAAGACGCACACAGGAGAGAGACCUUUUCAAUGUCAGGAAUGUAGCAAACUAUUUGCUCGAAGGGAUACUCUACGUGAACACAUGAGGACACACACAAGCGAGAAACCAUAUAAGUGUCAACAAUGUAACAAAUCAUUUUGUCGUCCAUAUGGUUUGGUUAUACACAUGAGGGGGCACACAGGAGAGAAACCUUUUCAAUGUCAACAAUGUAACAAAACUUAUAGUGAAAAAAGUGCUUUGUUUUUUCAUAUGCGGAUACACACAGGAGAAAAGCCUUAUCAGUGUCAACAAUGUAACAAACGGUUUCCUCGGAAGGGUAAUCUGGCUAUUCACAUGAGGACACACACAGGAGAGAAACCUUAUCAAUGUCAACAAUGUAACAAAAAGUUUUCAAUGAAUAGUAGUUUGGUUGUGCACAUGAGGACACACACAGGAGAGAAACCUUAUCAAUGUCAACAAUGUAACAAACUGUUUUCAAUGAAGUGUAAUCUGGUUGUGCACAUGAGGAUACACACAGGAGAGAAACCUUAUCAAUGUCAGAAAUGUAGCAAACACUUUUCUAAAAGUAGUUCUCUGUAUGCACACAUGAGGACACACGUUUUUCGGUCAGACCUUCCUCCUUUAUCUUGCCAUUAAGAGUUCUCUUAAUUAGCAGUAAAAGUUCUUCAGUAAGAGUUUCCUCUUAAAACAUAUUCUCAAAGCUGCUGAGACCAACUUUUGGUGGGAAUAGGGAAAAAUGUUAAGCUAAAACAAACGAACAUGAUGCUAUGGAUGAUGUCAAGAAGCUUACUAACUAUGCCCACAGUGAUUGGCUAAUAGGGGGAUGGAUCUCUGUAAAGUAUUUCAUUAUAGGAAUAUUGUAUGAGGUAGGGCUGGGCGAUAUGGGUAAAAAAUUAACGAUAAUUAAACGAUAGACCACAGAUCUGUAGUAGUACCUAAAUAAGUCUCCUCCUCA
This is a messenger RNA of Hypomesus transpacificus, 1844 nucleotides long. Its product is annotated as zinc finger protein OZF-like. The coding region runs from base 98 to 1525 and encodes 475 amino acids. The transcript has 2 exons. The record is from RefSeq and is a predicted model, not a curated record. NCBI's taxonomy places the organism in Eukaryota, Metazoa, Chordata, Actinopteri, Osmeriformes, Osmeridae.